Penicillium paradoxum is the source of this 1386-nucleotide messenger RNA. RefSeq names its product Major facilitator superfamily domain general substrate transporter. Gene Ontology annotation, cellular component: membrane. The record is from RefSeq and is a predicted model, not a curated record. Gene Ontology annotation, molecular function: transmembrane transporter activity. The transcript is spliced from 4 exons. Bases 1 to 1386 code for a protein of 461 amino acids. Lineage: Eukaryota; Fungi; Ascomycota; Eurotiomycetes; Eurotiales; Aspergillaceae. Gene Ontology annotation, biological process: transmembrane transport.
AUGACUACUACUUAUGAGGUUCAAGCAUCGCGCGAUGCGGAUUUGAUCGCCCUGGAGGCCUUGUCUCAUGGCCAGUCGCCCACAGGUUUAUCUUUAGAAGCGCCCGAAACUUCUCCAUCGAUAGAACGGUGGAACCAGCCUCGCAUCAAUAUUUAUAGGACCUUUGCCACGUUCUGGUCUUUCCUGGUAAUGGGUGCGAAUGAUGCGGCCUAUGGGGCUUUGAUUCCAUAUCUAGAAUCAUAUUAUGACCUAUCAUACACGAUUGUCUCUCUCGUGUUUUUGUCACCUUUAGUAGGUUAUACAGCUGCUGCUUUCCUGAAUCACCGUAUCCACUAUACGUUCGGUCAGCGUGGCGUGGCCAUCAUUGGCCCAACGUGCCAUCUGAUUGCCUAUAUCAUCAACUGCAUUCAUCCGCCAUAUCCCGCACUAGUGGUCUCAUUCAUCUUCGCAGGUUUAGGAAAUGGUCUAGAAGAUGCUGCAUGGAAUGCAUGGAUUGGUAAUAUGGCCAAUGCCAAUGAGCUGUUGGGAGUGCUGCAUGGGAUCUAUGGAGCCGGUGCAGUUAUGAGUCCGUUAGUCGCCACAUCAAUGAUCACCAAGGGUGGCUUAUCUUGGUAUUACUUUUAUUAUGUCAUGGUGGGGUGUGCCGUCAUCGAGUUGGGACUUUCUAGUGCAUGCUUCUGGAAAUCCAUCGCCGCUGAUUUCCGCGCGUCCAACGCGCUAUCAGCCCACGAUGAUAAGAAAGGUGGGUUGAGAGUUGCGCUGUUCGCGCGCCCGGCCGCCCGUGUGACAUGGCUCUGCGCCUUAUUUUUGCUAGGGUAUGUCGGGGUCGAGGUCGCACUCGGAGGAUGGAUUGUUACUUUUAUGAUCCGAGUCCGGCAUGGUAGCGCUUUUGCGAGCGGUAUGACGGCCACUGGGUUCUGGUUGGGUAUCACGGUGGGACGGGUGAUUCUGGGGUUUGUGACCCCCCGCGUGGGCGAGAAAGUCGCCGUCUCGGUGAGCAUUGUCAUGGUUCGCGAGCGAGUGGAAACUAAUUUCUCCCAGGGCUACAUUGUUGCAUCCAUGGCGUUUGCUUUGGUCCUGUGGUUAGUUCCCCAGUUCUAUGCCUCAGCCGUGGCAGUAUCCCUGCAAGGCUUUUUCCUGGGUCCUCUUUUCCCCGGUGCAGUUGUGAUGGUCACCAAGCUUCUUCCUCGGCACCUUCAUGUCACCUCGAUCGGGUUUGUCGCUGCCUUUGGUGGCAGUGGGGCUGCAAUUCUCCCAUUUGCGGUCGGCGUGCUGGCACAAGCCAAGGGAGUCAAAGUGUUGCAGCCAUUCAUCAUUGCCUUGUCCGGUGCCAUACUCGUCACGUGGCUGGGGUUGCCACGGGUGUCCAAGAUCAGGAAUGAGUAG